Messenger RNA from Penicillium brevicompactum, 1593 nucleotides. RefSeq names its product putative amino acid permease family protein. The coding region runs from base 1 to 1593 and encodes 530 amino acids. Gene Ontology annotation, biological process: transmembrane transport; amino acid transport. The record is from RefSeq and is a predicted model, not a curated record. The transcript has 3 exons. Gene Ontology annotation, cellular component: membrane. NCBI's taxonomy places the organism in Eukaryota, Fungi, Ascomycota, Eurotiomycetes, Eurotiales, Aspergillaceae. Gene Ontology annotation, molecular function: transmembrane transporter activity.
AUGGAUUUGGAGUCCAACGCACCACCCCUUAAACCGCCAUUGACGGACCAAAAUGUGCAAGAUGCGCAGGAUCUCGCGGCCCUGGGCCAUUCCCAGGCCCUGACGAGAAAAUUCGAUAUGUGGAGUAUGCUGGCGCUGGCCUUUUGUGUGCUUGGGACAUAUUCGACAUUUGCCCAAGAUCUCAGCAGCGGCUUGACCAACGGAGGAGCAAUUACAAUCCUUUGGGGUCUGGUGCUGGUCACUGGGUGUAACCUCUGUGUCGCCCUCUCGCUGGGCGAGCUGACUAGCAGCAUGCCCACGGCCCUCGGUCAGGCCUACUGGGUCUACCGACUCUGGAACACACCACUGGGACGAUUUGUAUCCUACAUGUGUGCAUGGAUCAACACCUUUGGAUGGUGGACCUUGACUGCUUCACAGGUCGCCUUCAUGACCGAAUUCUUACUGGGCAUGAAGACGAUGUUCAAUCCCGAAUGGGAGGGAGCCGGCAAGGGCUGGCUAAACUUUGUCGUGUAUGUUGGUGUCGUCUUUGUACUCACUCUGAUCAAUGUGGUGAGCUGUCGCAAGGAGAAGAUUCUCCCCUGGCUUAACAAUUUUGUUGGGGUGUGGUUCUUCGGUCUAUUUAUCGUCCUGUCACUUGUGCUGCUGAUCAGCGUCGGUGUGAAGAGCGACUUGUCCUUCCAGCCUGCAUCCUUUGCCUUUGGAGCCUGGAAGAACGAAACCGGCUGGGGCGAUGGCGUCGUGUGGUUUACCGGGCUGGUACAGGCCGCGUAUGGUCUGACUGCGUUCGAUUCGGUCAUUCACAUGGUGGAGGAGAUUCCAGCGCCCCGCAAAAACGCACCUCGAGUCAUUUGGAUGGCAGUGCUCUUUGGUGCCGUGACUGGUUUCAUCUUCAUGGUGGUGUGCUUGUUCUGCAUUCAGGAUGUCGACAAGGUUCUCAACGCCGACUUACCAUUCAUGGAGCUGAUGCUGGAGACGGUCGGGCUGAAAGGAGCCGCAGUCCUCAUCUCACUCUUCAUCUUCAAUGGCUUGGGCCAGGGCGUCAGUGUCCUCACCACGGCUUCCCGACUCAGCUGGGGAUUCGCUCGAGAUGGCGGCGUUCCCUUCGGUCAAUACUUCAGCCAUGUCGACCCCGUCUGGCAAGUCCCCGCCCGGGCGCUCUGGGGCCAGGCCGUUGUCAUUGGAAUAGUGGGUAUCCUUUACCUGUUUGCCAACACCGUUCUCGAGGCGAUUCUUAGUGUCAGCACCAUCGCCCUGACUGUCUCAUAUGCAAUGCCUAUCCUUGCCCUGCUCCUCGGUCGCAUCGGACCUUAUUUGAACUGGGUUAGCAUUGUUUACUGUAUCAUUACCACCAUUUUCUUCCUCUUCCCAGGCAGCCCCAACCCCGCGCCGGCUGAUAUGAAUUUUGCCAUCGCGGUGUUUGGUGUCAUGUUGGUCAUCGCAUUUGCAUUCUGGUUCAUACAGGGAAACCGCACAUAUCUUCAAACCGAAGAUUCCAUCGCUUCCAUGGUUUAUGCUCACCAUUUGGAGAUGAAUGAGACUGGGCUCGAAGAGCCGACGGCAACUCAGGCUCCUGUGAUUGUUGACCAAAAGUGA